AUGCAGGGUCUCACCGCUGUUAGCCUGAUCCGCAUGGGGCAUACGGUACAGAAGAGCGACUGGAUCGUGAUCCACGCCGCUGUCGGUAGUAGCGGUCUCAUCGCCGCCCAAUUGACCCACCACCUUGGUCCCCAUGUCAUCGGUCCCGUAUCGACCGAGGAAAAGGUUGCCCUUAUCAAAGCCGCCGGUGCCGAACAUGUCGUCCUCAUAAAAAACGGCCACGGUGCUCUCGAGAAGAUGGUCCACGAGGUCACCAACGGCCAAGGAGUCCACACCGUCUUGGACAGCAUUGGCCAGGAAUCGUUCGAGUCCAGCCUGAACAUUUUCCGUCGUAUGGGCACAAUGGCCCUGUGUGACAACUACAAGUACACCCGCAGCAGAUUCGAUGGGCUGUAUGGAGAACUCGCCGAGUACUUGGCCAAGGGACAGCUGAAGGUCCAUGUACACAACAAGGUCUUCGCCUUGGACGAGGCCCAACAGGCUCGCCUGGAUCUUGAGGACUGCAAGUCUCCUGGCAAGCUGCUGAUCAAGAUCGCAUAG
Linnemannia hyalina is the source of this 540-nucleotide messenger RNA. NCBI's taxonomy places the organism in Eukaryota, Fungi, Mortierellomycota, Mortierellomycetes, Mortierellales, Mortierellaceae. The record is from the annotation of a GenBank genome assembly.